AUGUCCAACAAAUUCCACUGUGACAUCUGCUCUGCGGACUGUACCAACAGGGUCAGGAUAUCGUGCGCUGUUUGUGCAGAGUACGAUCUAUGCGUGCCAUGUUUUUCGCAAGGAUCCUAUAGCGGCAAUCACAGGCCGGACCACGACUAUCGCAUUAUUGAAACCAACUCAUACCCAGUUUUGUGCGCGGAUUGGGGGGCGGACGAAGAAUUGGCACUCAUCAAAGGAUCUCAAACGUUGGGUCUUGGAAACUGGCAAGAUGUUGCUGAUCACAUCGGCAGCAGGUCGAAAGAAGAAGUUGAAGAGCACUACACGGACUACUAUCUCAACAGCGAGCACUACCCUAUUCCAGAUAUCACGAAGACUAUUGACAUCUCGCAAGAACAAUUUCUCGCCGAUCGUAAGCGCAGAAUUGAAAGAUUUCGCGAACAACCAUUGCAACCGCCUCGCAAACCUAUGGCAUCGGUACCGAGCUGUCACGAAGUUCAAGGGUUCAUGCCUGGAAGACUUGAGUUUGAAAAUGAGUUUGAAAAUGAAGCUGAAGGCCCCGUUAAAGAUAUGGUGUUUGAACCAGAUGACCAGCCGCUGGAUAUCGAGGUCAAACUAAUAAUUUUGGACAUUUAUAAUUCAAGGCUCACCACUAGAGCCGAAAAGAAGCGGAUGUUAUUUGAAAAUGGGUUGAUGGAGUACCGUAAGCUUCAAGGUCUAGAUAAAAAGAGAAGCAAAGAGGCCAAAGAGCUCUACAACAACUUGAAGGCAUUAGCUUGGAUAAUGACCCCCUCUGAUUUUGAAGAUUUUAGUAAAGAUAUUCUGGAAGAGCUCCGAUGCCGAUCUAGAAUACAUCAAUUGCAGGAAUGGAGAAGUAACGGCAUUACCACACUUGAGGCUGGUCUCAAGUAUGAACGUGACAAACAGGCUCGUAUGAUGACUUUAGAAAGGUUCGGCGGGUCUAUGUAUUCCUCCGCCAAUGGUAACGGUAAUGGCCGCUAUCGAACCUCAUCCGCUCACCGCUCUAAUGCUGACUAUGGACAAGCUUAUAAUGAUCAAGGUUCGCGUAGAAAAGCAUUGACUAUCAGCGAUAUACAACAUGGUGCUGAUUAUGGCUUGCUUUCCGCAGAAGAACAGCAGUUGUGCAUGCAACUGAAAGUUCUACCAAAGCCUUACUUGGCCAUCAAGGAAGUGAUGUUUAGGGAACUAUUAAGGGCUGGCGGUGUCUUAACAAAGAAGACGUGCCGCGACCUGCUAAAUAUUGAUCCGGCAAAGGCGAACAAGAUUCACGAAUUUUUCCAAUCCCAAAGUUGGCUUUGA
Lachancea nothofagi CBS 11611 is the source of this 1308-nucleotide messenger RNA. The record is from the annotation of a GenBank genome assembly. Lineage: Eukaryota; Fungi; Ascomycota; Saccharomycetes; Saccharomycetales; Saccharomycetaceae.